Lachancea lanzarotensis is the source of this 858-nucleotide messenger RNA. It is a transcript of the gene NIF3, whose product is annotated as LALA0S06e07536g1_1. The coding region runs from base 1 to 858 and encodes 285 amino acids. Gene Ontology annotation, cellular component: mitochondrion; cytoplasm. The transcript has a single exon. The record is from RefSeq and is a predicted model, not a curated record. NCBI's taxonomy places the organism in Eukaryota, Fungi, Ascomycota, Saccharomycetes, Saccharomycetales, Saccharomycetaceae.
AUGAGUAGAGCCCUUUCCAGAAACCAACUCAAGGGUUUGAUCAAAGAAAUCACUAAAUUGUACCCAGCAAGCUACGCAGACUCGAGCUGGGACAACACAGGCUUGCUAAUCGAUUGUUCUACCUUGCAGAGCGAUGUUCAAAAACCCAAAGUGCUGCUUACGAUUGACUUGACCGCGGCUGUGGCCCAGGAAGCUGUCAACCACGGCUGUAACCUGAUCAUGUCUUACCAUCCUUUCAUUUUCCCAAGUUGGAAACGGAUCAGCCCAUGGUCCAACCCACAGCAUCAGUCAGCGGUGAAGCUGAUCCAGCACGGAAUCAGCGUUUACUGUCCCCACACUGCUAUCGAUGCCGCUAAAGACGGCGUCAACGCAUGGCUGGCUUCCUCGUUGGUUCACGACCAGUCUUUGAUUGACUCGAGCGUCAGUAUCGAAAAAGUGUCUCCAGUUCAAGGCGAGCAGGACUUUGAAGUUGGUUACGGACGCGUUGUUAAACUGAGGAGUCAAAUCUCGCUCCAAAGCGUAAUCGAGUCAUUGAAGGCCUCUUUGGGGAUUGAAACAGUCCAGUGUGCUGUGAAACAAACUCUAAGCGAAUUUCAGGUCCAAACUGUUGCUUUGUGCGCUGGUAGCGGUUCCGGUGUGUUCAAGAACCUGAAAGACGACGUGGACUUGUACCUCACGGGCGAGAUGUCUCAUCAUGAAAUUCUCAGACUCAGGGAAAUGGGCAAAGCCGUAGUGGUCUGCAACCAUUCCAACACCGAGAGAGGGUUCUUGAAAUCUGUGAUGGUUCAGCAACUUUCCAAAGCCGGUAUCGAUUGCGUGGUGAGCACGGAGGACAGCGACCCACUGACAUACGUGUAA